GGCUUGGCCGAAGUACAUUGUGCUUGCGCUCGAAUUACACGUGAACGUUGUUAAUUCAUUAAAACAAUGGUCCGAAUCAGCGUCCUAGCCGAUGCGCUGAAGUGCAUCAACAACGCGGAGAAGCGCGGCAAGCGCCAGGUCCUGAUCCGCCCCAACUCAAAGGUCGUCAUCCGUUUCCUGACCGUGAUGAUGAAGCAUGGCUACAUCGGUGAGUUCGAGAUCGUGGAUGACCACCGUAGCGGAAAAGUUGUCGUCAAUCUUACUGGCCGUCUGAACAAGGCUGGAAUCAUCUCGCCCCGGUUCGACACUAAGGUGAACGAUCUUGAACGCUGGACCAACAACCUGCUGCCUUCCCGUCAGUUCGGCUACGUCGUGCUCACCACUAGCGGUGGCAUUAUGGAUCACGAAGAAGCCCGUCGGAAGCAUCUCGGUGGCAAGAUUCUGGGAUAUUUCUUCUAAGCGUAAGCAUGGGGCGGAAAAUUGAAGAAAACCUGGUUCAUCUUCAGGAAAAAUUGUUUUAUAAACAUACGCAUUCUGCACCGAUAUUUGGAAUGUAAACAACCUCACCGGAUGAUCGGAAAAGCUUAGUUAUAAGCGAGAAAAUGCGGAAGUAAAUAAAAGGAAAUGUCCAAAAUGAACGUC
Messenger RNA from Anopheles nili, 642 nucleotides. Its product is annotated as 40S ribosomal protein S15Aa. Gene Ontology annotation, biological process: translation. Gene Ontology annotation, cellular component: cytosolic small ribosomal subunit; ribosome. The transcript has a single exon. Gene Ontology annotation, molecular function: structural constituent of ribosome. The record is from RefSeq and is a predicted model, not a curated record. Bases 67 to 459 code for a protein of 130 amino acids. Lineage: Eukaryota; Metazoa; Arthropoda; Insecta; Diptera; Culicidae.